This is a messenger RNA of Penicillium salamii, 522 nucleotides long. NCBI's taxonomy places the organism in Eukaryota, Fungi, Ascomycota, Eurotiomycetes, Eurotiales, Aspergillaceae. The record is from the annotation of a GenBank genome assembly.
AUGAAGCAAUUUAUGCUUCCUGGAGAGCCAACAUUCUCUUACUGCACUCCUACCAAGCCGGACACUUGCGUAAAUGCCCUUCACGACCUCGAGGAAUUUCUGGAAAUCGAAGGACCCUACGAUGGUGUUAUCGGAUUCAGCUUAGGGGCAAACUUUGCAUUGUCGUGGAUGAUCAACAAGAUUCAAAAGAAUGCAAAUCGUGGGCAGCUGCCUUUCAAAGUUGGGAUAUUCUUCUCCACGGCCGAUCGCCUCUUGGAGUGCAAGGAAACACCCGAAAAAUCCGUGGCACCUUGGAACCCCGUUGAAAUUGAUGGUAUUAUCGAUAUACCAACCGCGCAUAUCUGGGGAACCGCCGAUUCGCACCGAGCAAACAGCCAAUUAGCAAGCCUGGCCUGUGAUGAGGAUAACAGAUCCAUAUUCGUUCACGAUAGAGGGCACGAGGUCCCAAUUUCAGCUGAAAAUGUGAUUGCCGCGGCGAAGACUAUCAACAGAGCAAUUGCAAGGGCCCAAGGCUUCAACUGA